AUGGCUACCGGAACACUACCAUCAAUGACUCCACCACAGUCAAAUGUCCAGACCAUUCCAGGCAUUGGAGCUAUUGAUGUCAACAGCCUUAGGAAGCUUCUGGCACACUUUGAUGGAGGCCAGACAUCUCUCUCAAGCCAAGCCCUAUCACCAUUCUCUGCCGAAGUGAUAGAAGCCCUGCUACCAGCCAGUUACAGAAACACCACGUCUGACCUAAAAUUUCAUGGCAAUUCAGAUGCUGUUGAGUUUCUUGGAAGAUUUAACGUUGAAAUGGGCAUCUACCAGAUACCGGAUCUUGUUAGAUGUAGACUCGUCACGGCCACUUUUAGAGAUAGCGCCUAUCAAUGGUUCCGGAAAUUAGAACCAGCAUUCAUCACUUCUUGGAUAAGCAUGCAGACUAUGUUCUUGACUCAGUUCCAGGCAACCGUCAAGUAUGCUCCACUAGUCACCACUUUGGCAAACAUCAAGCAGAAGGAGGGAGAGACUCUCCAUGCUUACUUCAAGCGUUUUAAUGCAGGAUCAUCCAAUGUUCGGGGGGCGACAGAUGAGACAUUGAAAAGUUUCUUGGUGGCAGGGCUUCGAGUAGGAACCGACUUUUGGAAGCACUUACAAGGUAAUGAUCCCAAAUCCUUGGCAGAUCUUUAUGCAAGGGCUGAGGCAUACAAGAAUGUCGAACAAUCAUUGGCUGAGAGUAGGAAGAAUGAGAGAAGCCCCGUUAAGGCUCGACAAAAGAGGAGAGACCGGUCCCCGAGCCCAGAACAAAGGGGGAGGCGACGAAGUCCCAAUCGGGUCAAUACCACUUACAGAAGGAACUACACGCCUCCUCGGGAUCAUGAAGAAAGUGGAGAUCGUUGGACAUCGCUCGCUGCACCAAUUGACCACAUCUUCGAAGUCAAUCGUGACAAGGGACUCUUCCGCAGACCAGCACCUCUAAAUUCUUGGCAAGCCAAGAAUAAGGACAAAUACUGUGAAUACCAUGAGUCAACCGGGCAUGAAACUCAUGAGUGCAGACAACUGAAAGAAGAGAUCGAAUCGCUAAUCAAAGAAGAUCACCUUAAUGAAUGGAUAGUUCGUGAAGCCCGAUCCUGGGGGGAUAUUCGAGCCAAAGACAAGAGGGGACUUGGCUAUACUGGUGAUCAAGAAAGGGGGAAGCAAGAAGACGUGCAGUUCGUUAAGGAAGGGAGCAUCCAUGUCAUUUUUGGAGGGCCACACUUGGCUGGUGAUGGAACCAAGGCUAUAGAGAGAUAUGCAAAGGAGGCUAAAGGUAGGCCCCUUAGCAAUGUACAUAAUUUGUCAUCUAGACCUCCUAAGAUCUUUAGAGGAGAAGCUAUUUACAUUACUUUUUCAGAGGAGGAUGCCAGAUGGGUUCAUCACCCGAACAAUGACGCCUUAGUGAUCGCCCUUCAAAUUGGUCCGAUGAAUGUUCAUCGGGUGCUUGUUGAUAACGGAAGAUUAGGAACAUACUUCAUUUAUAACAGACAGAGGGUUAUACUUCUAUAUAGGGAUGCCGUUUGGACUGAUCAAUGCUGGAGCGACGUACCAACGCCUUGUGAAUAUGAUAUUUAA
Molecule: messenger RNA, 1566 nt
Organism: Daucus carota subsp. sativus
Lineage: Eukaryota; Viridiplantae; Streptophyta; Magnoliopsida; Apiales; Apiaceae
Exons: 1
Coding region: 1-1566 (521 amino acids)
Source: RefSeq, a predicted model, not a curated record